GCACGUGUGUGGCGAAUGGCCUCAAGAAUCCCUGACUGCGCGAAUGCCUCGACAUUGCACGUAUAUAAUUCUGCAGCCUCACUCCACAGCAGCAGAGCUGAGAGAGAGGAAGGAGUUCUCUCUCUCUCCGCCUUCUCUCUUUUCAUCGCAGGCAAUCGAAGAAGCGAAUUAUUCUACACCUGGAUUUCUAGGUCCAUUUUUACUCUGUCCCACGAGUUGGAUAUGGACCAGUAUGAGAAGGUGGAGAAGAUUGGAGAAGGAACUUAUGGUGUUGUCUACAAGGCACGUGACCGUACAACCAAUGAGACGAUAGCUCUCAAGAAGAUCCGCUUGGAGCAGGAAGAUGAGGGAGUUCCAAGCACAGCCAUUAGAGAGAUUUCCCUUUUGAAGGAAAUGCAGCAUGGCAAUAUAGUCAGGUUGCAAGAUGUAGUGCACAGUGAGAAGCGCUUGUAUUUGGUUUUUGAGUAUCUGGAUCUGGAUUUGAAGAAGCACAUGGAUUCUUGUCCAGAUUUUGCCAAGAAUCCACGCUUAAUAAAAACGUUUCUGUAUCAGAUUCUUCGUGGUAUUGCCUACUGCCAUUCUCAUAGGGUUCUUCACCGAGAUUUGAAACCUCAGAAUUUGCUGAUAGAUCGCCGCACUAAUGCGCUGAAGCUUGCAGACUUUGGACUAGCCAGAGCAUUUGGUAUUCCUGUCCGGACAUUCACUCAUGAGGUGGUUACACUGUGGUACAGGGCACCAGAAAUCCUCCUUGGAUCCCGACAUUACUCUACUCCUGUUGAUGUGUGGUCAGUGGGUUGUAUUUUUGCUGAAAUGGUGAACCAGCGGCCUCUGUUCCCUGGGGAUUCUGAAAUUGAUGAAUUAUUCAAGAUCUUCAGAGUUAUGGGUACGCCGAAUGAUGAAACGUGGCCCGGGGUGACGUCCUUGCCUGAUUUCAAGUCUUCCUUUCCCAAGUGGCCUCCCAAGGAUUUGGCAACUGUGGUUCCAGAUCUUGAACCAGCAGGAAUCGAUCUUCUUUCUAAAAUGCUCUGCUUGGAACCGAGCAGAAGAAUCACAGCCCGGAAUGCACUUGAGCAUGAAUAUUUCAAGGAUCUUGGGUUGGUACCAUGACUCUCUCUCUCUCUCUCUCUCUCUCUCUCUCUGUAUUAUAUACCUCAUGGGUUUGAAUGUGUGGUUUUGUUUUGUUUUGUUUUCAUUUUUCGGUUGUGGUUUCUGAACUGGUUUGAAUGAGAACCAGUGCUUGGGUUUUGCCUCAGUUCAGAUUACUAGGGGAGGGAAUUCUCUUCUUGAGGAAGAUACUGUACAGCUUCCAUAUUAAGAUUGUUUUGAGUGAAACUUCUCUGCUUUCAUGCUUCAUGAAAUGGAAUACUUAUCAUGCUUUCAUGCUUUAA
This is a messenger RNA of Magnolia sinica, 1388 nucleotides long. Its product is annotated as cell division control protein 2 homolog. Gene Ontology annotation, cellular component: cyclin-dependent protein kinase holoenzyme complex; cytoplasm; nucleus. Gene Ontology annotation, biological process: regulation of G2/M transition of mitotic cell cycle; G1/S transition of mitotic cell cycle; regulation of gene expression. Gene Ontology annotation, molecular function: cyclin binding; ATP binding; cyclin-dependent protein serine/threonine kinase activity. Lineage: Eukaryota; Viridiplantae; Streptophyta; Magnoliopsida; Magnoliales; Magnoliaceae. The transcript has 9 exons. The record is from RefSeq and is a predicted model, not a curated record. The coding region runs from base 16 to 1107 and encodes 363 amino acids.